Molecule: messenger RNA, 2935 nt
Organism: Elaeis guineensis (African oil palm)
Lineage: Eukaryota; Viridiplantae; Streptophyta; Magnoliopsida; Arecales; Arecaceae
Product: protein FAR1-RELATED SEQUENCE 6
Biological process (GO): regulation of DNA-templated transcription
Molecular function (GO): zinc ion binding
Source: RefSeq, a predicted model, not a curated record
CCUAAGGGGACAUUCGUGGGGCGCCCUACCAACACGGCAACAAAAACACCUCAAUCCCCGUGAACCGGAUCCUCCUCCCCGGUUUACACCUCUCUCGGGGACAUCCCUGGGGACGCGUAGCCUUCCCCGGAAAAACCCUGGCCUUCUACCUUCCGACGACCACCAUUUCCGGCACUUGCCGCCGACCAGAUCCCUCUCCUCCCCGGUUCGACGACAUGUCCGGUGGCCCCGUAUCCAAUUCUGGUGUCCCUGAGCACCCUGCCUCCUCUCCGUCCGCCGCCGCCCCAUCUUCGGCCGGUCAAACUCUCCGUCCCCGACAGCCAACUUCGAUGGCGGAAGAAGAACCACCUCUAGAUCCCCAUUCGUCCCCAAAUCCGGCUACGACGCCACAAUCGACAACGCACAAGGAUGCUCCAGGAAGCACAGAGGAUGGUUUGGUUCCCAAGAUAGGAAUGAUCUUUGAGUCAGUUGAUGAUGCUUUCCAAUUCUAUAAAGCCUAUGGUUAUCGGACAGGAUUUGGGGUUACGAAAAGAUCAAGUCAUAACUUUGAUGGGAUUCGGUAUCGUUCAACAUUUACAUGUUGCAAAGGAGGGAAGGCAAAAGUAAAGCCAGGUAAUAAGUCUCGAAGGAAACCUGUGGUGAGGACUGAAUGCAAAGCCAUGAUGGUUAUAAAAGAUCAACAUUUUCAGAACCGUUGGGUGGUGGAUGAUCUCAUAUUGGAGCACAAUCACCCACUUGACCCAGAUAUGGUUAGAUUCAUGAAAUGCUUCAGGGAAUUUCCUUCUUCAGUAAAAAGAAAGCUGCAGAUUAAUGAUGAUUCUGGCAUGCCUCUGGACAACUCAACUACUGCAGUCUCUUCUCAGGGGUUCAGAAAUGAAAAUGGCUCGUUCACAAAAAGGUUUUGCAGAAAUCACUUGGAUAAGACAAAGAAACUAAAGCUUGGGGAAGGAGAUGCACAGGCUCUUAUGGAGUUUUUUGAGAACCUACAAGCACAAAAUUCGAACUUCUUUCAUAGUUGGGAUUGGAAUGAUGAAGGCUGCCUAAGAAAUGUUUUUUGGGCUGAUAUCAGAUCAAGAGCUGCUUACCAGUACUUCAGCGAUGUCAUUACAUUUGACACAAUGUACUUGACUGAUGAGUAUGAAAUUCCAUUUGCUUCUUUUGUUGGAGUCAACCACCAUGGCCAGUCUGUCUUGCUAGGAUGUGGUCUUCUUGCAGAUGAGACUAUGGAGACCUAUAUUUGGCUUUUCACCAAGUGGCUAACAUGCAUGAAUGACAAGCCACCUAAUGCUAUAAUUACCGACCACUGUAAAGCCAUAGCUGGAGCAGUUGCAGAGGUAUUCCCACAUGCUCGACAUCGUUUCUGCCAUUGGCAUAUUAUGAAAAAGCUUCCUGAAAAAUUGGGGAGAAUGAAAGAAGCAAUUAGCUCUAAAAUGAGCAAGGCUGUUUAUGAUUCUCUAACUGUGAACGAUUUUGAAGGUGAAUGGAAGGAAAUGAUCGAGCAGUACCAUCUUCAAGAUAAUGAGUGGUUGUCUUCCUUGUAUGAAGAUAGGAAGAAAUGGGUGCCUGCAUACAUAAAGGACACAUUUUGGGCAGAUAUGUCCACCUCUCAGCGGGGCAAAAGUAUGAAAUCUUUCUUUGAUGGGCACGUGACAUCCAAAACCUCUCUCAAAAUGUUUCUCAAACAAUAUGAUAAUGCUCUGAAAGGCAAGUUUGAAAAAGAGGCUCAGGAAGAUUUCCGCUCAUUCCACACAAGCCCACAGCUACUAUCAGGAUUGGAGUUUGAGAAGCAGAUAGCAAAGGUCUAUACUAUGAACAUCUUUUUGAAGUUUCAGGAUGAGGUGAAGCAAUUGAUGCAAUGCAAUACUAACUUAGUUGACAGGAAUGGACCCAUUGCCACGUAUUUGGUGACUGAAUUAGCAGCUGGAAGAAAGGUUGAUUAUAAAGUGGUUUAUAACACUGAUGAGCAAGAUGUUUGGUGCAUUUGUAGGUCUUUUCAGUUUAGAGGUAUUCUAUGCAGACAUGCACUGUGUGUGUUGCGACAAGAACUUGUGAUGGUGCUGCCAUCAAAGUAUGUACUAGCACGUUGGAGGAAGGAUUUCAAACGGUUGCAUAUAUCUGCCUCGUCACCACAUAUUGCAUCAAUGCGUGAAAUGAGGAUUUAUGAUGACCUGUACAUGCGUGCUCACCAGUAUUUUGUGGAUAUUGUGGAGAUUGGGGCGACCGACCAUGAUUUGAAAGAAUUUGCUCUGACAGUGUUGAAAGAGUCAAGGGACAAAGUAAUAAAAUAUGCAGAGUCACGUGGUGAUAGAAGAAUUGAUGAUAAUACACCUACAGAGAGGCCUGCUAGCCGGAAGGAAAAGGUUGUUCACCAUUCGAAGAAGAAGAAGAAUAAGGGACCAAACAAAGAAAAAAACACCAAUCUGGGGCAGAUCCAAAACACAAGGAACAGCAUCGAUACAAGUACCAGUGUGCAUGUGCAAGCAAACCAUCCUAACGAGGCAUGGCCAAUGACCCCAAUUGGAGGACCAGAAAGCUUUGGUCACAGGGUGGAAUCCAUUCCAAUGGAUUGGUUGCUACACAAUCCUGCUCCUUACACUCAAUGGCGUGGAAAUUGCAGCUUUUAUCCUUCUCGAAGAAUGUAAUGGCAUGGUGGUGGUUUUAAAAUCAUCUAAACUGAUUUAAGUGAUUGGGUGCUCUUUCUAAUGAUGAAAUGGCAUGAGUUGCUGAGCUUACUCUUCAUGUUGGGCAGAGUAUGUCUAAUAAUUUACUGUUCUGAUCUUUGUACUUUCUCUGAACAUUUGGCAUUUGGCCAUUGAACUAGUCUGGUUUGUAUGUAAAAUCACUGUCUUUUGGUUUGUAUGAAAUAUUUGUGCCAUGAUUAAUGUUGUGUAUAUUUUGAUUGACUGUAAGGAUAAUCUGGUCAUGUGAAUGGUUG